Molecule: messenger RNA, 186 nt
Organism: Aspergillus glaucus CBS 516.65
Lineage: Eukaryota; Fungi; Ascomycota; Eurotiomycetes; Eurotiales; Aspergillaceae
Exons: 2
Coding region: 1-186 (61 amino acids)
Source: RefSeq, a predicted model, not a curated record
AUGCCUGCCAGCGACGCCCUCCAGCCUGCUGGCCUCAGCCCCGCCGAGAAGCAGGUGGUCAAGUCGUAUGGCGGAUGGACUUCUUUCAUGACGGCCUUUGGUUUGAAGCCCUGGGAGGAUGGGGAUGCCCAGGAAGGACUGCAGAUCGCGAGGGCUUUUGCUCAGGUUGAUGAUGAUGAUGAGUAA